UUUUGUGUUUUUCUCUCAACUGCCUUCACUACAUCUUCACAUAUUUACAGGAACUUAAUGUUAGUCUACAAGUAUUUUUUUCUGUGCGCACUCUCCGGGAAAAAGAAAACAAACAAGUCUGAUUGAAGGGGUUACUCAUCCAGGAUGAGUGUCUCGACCAGUCUCGACCUCCAAAAACAUUGUUUACGUGCCAAACAUUCCUUCUUCCUUUUCUACCGUUCGACGCUGUCAAAAAUAGGUCUACGGAAAGCCCAAAACGAUCCUAAAUUAGUCUGACGCAGCAUGUUGCUGUGACAGCUGGCAUCGGCUACGUACUGAGGAGCUCCACCUACUCCGCGGGACCAUGUGUUCCUCAACGGCUAUUUGUUAUGUUAGGAGAGAGCGGAGAGAGCUAUACAGCUGCGUUUUAAGACGGGAUCAGUCAUGCGAGACAAAAGAAUUUGCAAUUGGCUAUGCGGCUGGCACGUGCGAAGUCUGUGGUUUUACGGAAUAUCCUUUUGCUUCUAUAACAAUUUACAGUAGACUUAUGGUAUUGCCUCGUUCAUUAACCUUUAGUGUGACUGAAAAGAAAAUUAAGCAACGUUACAUCUGCGUCCGUUUGAGAUCUUGAGGCAGGUAGAUGUUUUGACCAGUGCGCACAGCACGUUCAGGAUGGGCAAGCGGGAAGCUCGCGGAAACCACCACGGCAUCAGCGUAAUGAACACUGAAGACCGGUUUGAACUGGAGAAUCUACAGAACUCCGCAGCUACUGAAACCGGCAAUGAUGAUUCAGGGUCCUCAAAUCUGAACAGCCAUCCUCUCCUGAUCCGCGACAAGCGGACAGGGUCAACCAAGGAUAGUGUUUCUAUGGACGGCCCACAUCAGCAGGCAGGACCGGUGGAAGUAAAGAAACACCAACAUAAACAUAACUUAAAGCACCGUUACGAAGUGAUGGAGACGCUGGGGAAAGGCACCUACGGGAAAGUAAAGAGGGCGAUGGAGAGAACGACCAAGAAGACCGUGGCCAUUAAGUCUAUUCGUAAGGAGCACAUCAUCGAUGAUCUAGACAGAGUCCACAUCCAGAGGGAGAUUGAGAUCACCUCAGCCCUUAAACACCCCAACAUUAUCCGCUUCCAUGAGGUGUUUGAGAGUCGCGAUAAGAUAGUGAUAGUGAUGGAGUACGCCAGCAGAGGGGAGCUGUAUGACUAUGUCCACGAGAGGCGGAGGCUGUCAGAGACAGAGGCCAGAGACAUCUUCAGACAAAUAACCUCUGCCGUGCACUACUGCCACAAGAAUGGUGUUGUUCAUCGAGAUUUGAAGCUGGAGAACAUUCUACUAGACCAGGACCUGAAUGUCAAGCUGGCUGACUUUGGGCUUUCCAACCACUUUAAGAGGGACCAUUUGCUUGAGACAUACUGUGGGAGUCCUCUAUAUGCCUCCCCGGAAAUCGUCAAGGGACAGCCAUACUGUGGUCCAGAGGUGGACUGCUGGGCCAUGGGAGUCUUGCUGUAUGCGCUGGUGUAUGGCAGCAUGCCAUUUGACGGGGCCAGCUACAGAGCUCUCACAGAGCAGAUAAGCCAGGGCCGCUACCGCCGACCUAACCCGCCCUCUGACGCCUGUGCCCUGAUAGACUGGUUGCUGACGGUCCGUCCGGAGGAGAGGGCCACGGUUGAGGACGUAGCCGGCCACUGGUGGGUCAACUGGGGCUAUGAGGGCAGCGUGUGCGACUGCCCCUCACCCCCCCUCCAGGACUGCCCCUCCCCGAUGCUCGCCCGCUACAUCGACUGGCAGAGCAGGGUGGCCGCUUCCUCCCACCCGUCAUCUCACCCCUUCUACUUCAGCUUCCCCCUGAAGUGGGAUCGGGUGGGAGGGUUGAGGUCCAGGGGGGAGAGGUCCAGUCUGAGGAAGUCACGGAAGGAGAACGCCAUCCACCAGAGUGCGAUUGGCACAUGCAGUCCAACUCCCUCCGCCUCCCACAGCACCUUUCCUUCCUUAAGCUCACUGGACAGGAAGAAACCGAAGGGGAUUCUGAAACCCCAGCGGAGCUUUGAUCUGCCGUUGUUCACCUCUUCUAGGGUGAUGGUGGACCCGUCCUCAACCUCUCAGUCCUGCAACGUGCCUCCGCUGCUUCAGACAGCCAACACACACACUCACACAGACUCCCACAGUGACGGCCAGGCCGCAAGCCUUCCUGUCCCCUGCACAUACUCCCAUUUCUCCUCCAAGACGCCCAAGAAAGGGAUCCUGAAAAACCUGAAUUGGGGUGAGUCCGGUUACUGCUCGUCCCCAGAGAUAUUGGGGUCCGGAGAGGGCGCGUCAUCAGGAGAUAGAGCGGUUGAUGGAGGCAUGUCCUGCUCCCCUGAGGCCCAGCUUCGCCCCCACAUUUUGGAGAACAGUCCGACCCUGCAGACCGAGGCGGUUCGGAGGAGGAAAGGUAUCCUGAAGCGCAACGGCAAAUUCUCUCGUAGCCUGGACCUCCCUGACACCCUUCACACCUCAUCCUCAGCUUUGCCCCGCUCCCCCGACACGCUUCAGUAUCUCCUCCAGGCCUCUGGGGACAGCAGGCCCCCCAACGCGUUGAGCGACGAUAGCCUCUUCUCCUCCGACUCUUUUGACCUGCUGGACCUCAGCGCCCAAUCACGUCGCAGGAUCUUCUCCCGGGCCACCCAAGUCAGUGCCUGCAGCUCAGAGGAACUUGACGACUCUUCGCCGGGGGUGGGUGACAGGAUUGGUUCAGGUAGAGGAUGGGGGCGGGGCAGAGAGGAAGAAGAUGAGACGUAAGUGGGGGAGAGACAGGACAUUUUGUCUUUGGCAUCCAACACAAACCAUGAGGUUAAGUCGUACAACUGCAACUCACUGUGGUUAUUUGUUGAAGUGCAAAAUUGACAAGAAAUCGAACAUUUCGUUAAGGUCUGUUCUAUAAGGGAUUGUUUUUAAACGUUAAAACUGUGAUUGAGGCAAUCCCCAAAUCUGAUGAAUUUCCUCCAUAUGAAACCAUCUCAACGCUGGAAAGAGAGACCUUGUGUCAUGUCUGGGGACAGUAAUGAGAAGAGUUAAAUCCGGUUCAGUCGAUUCGGUUGAUUCAAGCAUGCCGUUUUUCAGCACCUGACUUGUGACUUUGAUUUUAGCCAAUUAUUCAGAAUAUAACAUACACAUAAUAUAUGUCACCUUUGAUGAAAUUAUCUGCUAAAUGUUGAUGCAGUGUUGGUAUACAUUUUUUCCUGGGGCACCCAAUUGGCAUAACAGUGGAUUUGAAAUUUUUCUGUCAGACGACACGUUUCAUCUGAUUUUACUGAUAGUACUGAUUUCUGAUUUACUUUCUGCCUCAGGUCUUUAUAACUGUUCACCAUAAGUCUGUCAUGUGUCUAUGAAAUUUGAAUCUUCUGGUCAAACAGACUGGGAGAACACAUUAGCCUUGAAUCUGGGAUCUAUAAGCUGGAAAGGUGUUGGGGAUUGUGAUAUGGCAUAGAGACAGUUACAUCAAGGGGGCUAUGCAUUUUUGGUGUAUUUUUGCCUGUUCAACCAUUUUGCUACUGUAAAGUAAAACAAAUAAUUUGAUCAAAAUGAAUACUGGUCUUUUUGUCUGGGAUUAGGCCUACUGCUAGUCCAACCAAAAAGCACUGUAAUUUUCUCUUGCAGGAAAGGAAUUUGGUAUUAUCUUGUGUCUUUAGCUGGCACUUUCACACAGAUGUCUAGAGUCUAAAAAAACAUGGCAAAUGAGAAGAGAUGACAGAUUAAACAAGCAUGUUCUGGAGACAAAAAGACAAGUUUUUAAAAAUAACUCCUUUAUAAUAUCAACAUUCUAUCUAAUUCUGAACAGAACACCCAUUUUUUUUAAUAAAAUGUUUCUGUUCAUAGUCCUUUUGCCUGGAUUUGACCAUGACUGGUGAAAUAUUCUGAAUAAACGGGGAGCUUGUGUUUA
Molecule: messenger RNA, 3901 nt
Organism: Esox lucius (northern pike)
Lineage: Eukaryota; Metazoa; Chordata; Actinopteri; Esociformes; Esocidae
Product: NUAK family SNF1-like kinase 1
Exons: 7
Coding region: 652-2760 (702 amino acids)
Biological process (GO): intracellular signal transduction; microtubule cytoskeleton organization; protein phosphorylation
Cellular component (GO): cytoplasm
Molecular function (GO): ATP binding; protein serine/threonine kinase activity; tau-protein kinase activity
Source: RefSeq, a predicted model, not a curated record